This is a messenger RNA of Urocitellus parryii (Arctic ground squirrel), 393 nucleotides long. It is a transcript of the gene Insl3, whose product is annotated as insulin like 3. The record is from RefSeq and is a predicted model, not a curated record. Gene Ontology annotation, biological process: adenylate cyclase-inhibiting G protein-coupled receptor signaling pathway. Gene Ontology annotation, molecular function: G protein-coupled receptor binding; hormone activity. Gene Ontology annotation, cellular component: extracellular region. NCBI's taxonomy places the organism in Eukaryota, Metazoa, Chordata, Mammalia, Rodentia, Sciuridae.
AUGGACCCUCAUCUGCCGGCCCGGGCACUGGCGCUGCUGGUAGCAGCCCUGGUGCUGGCGCUGGGCCCCGCGGUCGCCCUGGAUGUGCGCGAGAAGCUGUGCGGGCAGCACUUCGUGCGCGAGCUGGUGCGCUUGUGCGGGGGCCCGCGCUGGUCCCCCGAGGCUGGGAAGCCGGCGCCAGGCGGCGACCGUGAGCUGCUGCAGUGGCUGGCAGGAAGACACCUCCUUCACGGGCUGGUGGUGGACGGGGACACUGCGCUAGUGUCCGGCCCCGGGGCCCUGCUCCCGGCUUCUCACCGCCGCCGCCGGCGGGAAGUGGCCGCCAACCCGGCAAGGCGCUGCUGCCGCAGUGGCUGCACCCAGCAGGACCUGAGGGCUCUCUGUCCCCACUGA